This is a messenger RNA of Amoebophrya sp. A120, 1035 nucleotides long. Lineage: Eukaryota; Dinophyceae; Syndiniales; Amoebophryaceae. The record is from the annotation of a GenBank genome assembly.
GUUCUCGUCGUGUAAAAUAAAGUAUUUUUACCGCGGCGGUAAAAAAAAUAAAUUCCUAUACUCUCACUGCACGCGGCGAUGCAAAACUUUCUCGCAAGAACCCUGCUUCUGCUGCUCGCCAGCAGCAGUGGCAAUGAGAAAACCGCCUUGGCCCUGGCAGCUGUCGUGAACGAACAGAAACAUCUCGGCGACGGCAUUUCCAUCCAGAGCAUCACCACGGAUGAUUGCUUCAACUGCAGCGGCGAUCCGAUUGUCAACUUGCGGUUGGUUUCGCGAAAGGAUCGCAACAAGGAGUAUCUGCUGAACCUGAAAAUCCCGACCUCUAUUACAGUGAAAAAUUUCCCCACCCCCAAAGUUGCAAAAAUUUGUGAUGCGAAGUUUCCAAAUGAAAACUUUUUGUCAUGCAUGAAAGGAGUAUGAAUCUUUCUGAUGCAGAUUCUAGGCGUGUAUCGCAUUGCUUGCAUGACAAGCGCCGCUCUUGCUGGGGUCCUUUGCAAUACAGAUUUUUGCUAUUCACGAUUGGAAACCUGUGAUGCUGAUAGAUGCACGAGGGCGAAUGUUUCAUUUGCAUAGGUUUGCAAUACAAAUCCUGCCAAGUUCGGGGAUGGGGCAUUUUUCAUUGUAAUAACCUCCGACCGAAAUCUAGAUGAUCUGGAUGAAGUCGAGACGCAGGCUAUCCUGAGUAAAAACGUGCCCACACCAGAGUUGUAAUGCAGAUUUGCAAAGACAGUAAGACUUGUAAUGCGCAUCCCCAUGAGAGCCAUUUCCAAGCGUGUUUUGGAAUUUGUGAUGCUGUGAACAGGAUGAGCAGAUGAAUCUGUGAUGCGGCUGCACUUGCUAACCUGCACUACACUGCGGAGUGCAACUUGUCAUGCGUGACUCCCAAAGCUCCUAGGUUUGUGUUGCAAAAUCCCCAUCCUGACUCUGGUGUGGGGACGUUUUUACUCAGGAUACAGGCGCCGGGAUCGGAGCAUGGGGACCUGGAGGGGGACCCCUGCAGAGAUGACCUGGAAGAAGAUGACGAGGAAGACGACG